Molecule: messenger RNA, 819 nt
Organism: Anthostomella pinea
Lineage: Eukaryota; Fungi; Ascomycota; Sordariomycetes; Xylariales; Xylariaceae
Source: the annotation of a GenBank genome assembly
AUGCCGUCUACGACUAAGACGUCGGGUCCCAGCAAGGACAAGGACCGCCGAAAGUCAACGGGCAAGUCAUCGGCCCUUGUCACUCUACGAGUGGCCCCCGACAAGCUACGCAGACUGCUUGAUCCAUCGUCGGUCAAGGAGGAGUCGCCCGUCAAGGAGGAGUCGCCCGUCAAGGAGUCACCUGCUACAUCGAGUACCCUUCCGAACGAGACCACUGUUACCGCAUCGAAUGGUGAUAAUGCCACCCCGUCGAGUCCGGGUACACCAGCCGCCAGCGGCACCCCGUCGCAAGUGCCGAUGGGGCCCCCGGGCGAAGCUCCCAAGAAGAAGGGUGUGAAGCGAAGUGCAGCCGGAGCAAAUGGCAAUGACCCGACAGCUAAGAUCAGAGGCAAGCCGGGUCCUAAGAAGAAGCCCAGACUGGAGGAUGGUACCAUCGAUCCUACAGGGCGAGGCAAUGGAGGUACAUAUCACAAGCUUGGACCGAAAGCGAACCAGGGAGCCAUCAAUGCGGGCCUCCGCGCCCUCGACCGAUCUGGCGCCCCUUGUCGCAAAUGGGGCAAAGGCGGGUUCAGGGUGAAAAGCUUCACUGGUGUCAUGUGGGAGGUCCCUCGUUGGACCGCACCCCCGAGAUCGAAGCCGGAAACCCCCACUGAAGAAUCGGCUGCUUCUGCCGAGAGUAGCAACAAGGAAAACAAGGAAGGCAGCCAGAAGCCGAGCGAGAACAACAGCAACAGCAACGUCGAAAAUGAACAACGUAGCCUGCCGCCCAGUGUCAGCGCCAGCUCACCGGUCCCCAUGCCUGUUGCCGCUGCUUCAUAA